Molecule: messenger RNA, 2652 nt
Organism: Branchiostoma floridae (Florida lancelet)
Lineage: Eukaryota; Metazoa; Chordata; Leptocardii; Amphioxiformes; Branchiostomatidae
Product: cytochrome P450 2D4-like
Exons: 7
Coding region: 979-2652 (557 amino acids)
Biological process (GO): xenobiotic metabolic process
Cellular component (GO): intracellular membrane-bounded organelle; cytoplasm
Molecular function (GO): iron ion binding; heme binding; oxidoreductase activity, acting on paired donors, with incorporation or reduction of molecular oxygen, reduced flavin or flavoprotein as one donor, and incorporation of one atom of oxygen
Source: RefSeq, a predicted model, not a curated record
UCGGCCGGUCUCCCGGUGAUGCCGGUCCGUGCCGACCCGCGGGUUUUGCGGGACACCGAUCCGCUGGAAACAGUAGUCUGAAACAGCAGACCUGCAACACGCCGGGCGCUUUUGUCGUAUGUUUGUCUUCUUUUUUGCUGGUUGCAAACUCUUAACUAAUCGCUGUCGUGUUCUGGGCGCGUAAUGAAAAUCUCUGUCAUUGGAACAGUAAAAAGAUAGUUCGUCGACGUCAUCAUUAAAAAAUCGGCAACAGUAUAGAAAUGCUGACUGCAGCUGACCCUUCCAUAGCCUGGGCUCGAGGCUAGGCCCAUGGCAGAAGGGCCGGAAGAGGCAGCCUGGGCUCGAGGCUAGGCCUGUGGCGGAUAAUUAGGACUACUUGCCUACUAGCCAUUAUAAUGGCUAGUAGGCAAUGUAAACAAAGGGCUUGCGCUUUGAAAUAGCCACAGGCUGGUUGGGCAGCCCUGGCUGUGUGUGCUGAACAGCCAAUUGCGAACCAAUUAAUAGAAUAAAAUAGAUGAAAACAAAAGAUACAUGUAUUGGAUAAGAAAUCAGAUUAAUUGCAUUAAACGAAAUUCUACGGACAAAAUCCUCUCAAUGCUUGUUGGGUAAUCUGUACUAGAGAAGGUUAUUAUUAGAAACUUGAGCCAAAAUAGGUUCAAUACAUCAUGUACGAUAUAAUCCUUAAUUAACAGAGGGAUCCAAAGUCCGGUAAGCGAUCAAAAGUCCGGUAAGGGGUUCAAAGUUUUGGUCGUACUGAUAACAUGUCAGACCCCGGGUAACUCUGCUAACAGAAGCGAGGUCACCUGUACUGAUAAGGCAGGUAGCCCAGAAAACAGGUGCACGGUGGUAUUUCCAAUGCGCUUUCAUCAUUAUUGACCAAUGUUUGACCUUGUGGACCUUGGUCGCCUUUGGUAAGUUCGCGCUGCGCGGAACGGCUGCGCGUUAAGACUUGUGCGGGCGGCGUCUUUUCUUGCAAACAUGGCCGCUGUCGUCAGCUGGAUAUCUGAGUCCGUCCAGGAGAUCCCGCAGAUCUCCGGGCUGACUCUGCAGACCUGUCUUGUCUUCUUUGCGGCCUUUCUGCUGACAUGUGCACUGUUGAGGCGUCCACGAAACCUGCCUCCUUACCCGGCAGGACAUGUGCCUGUUCUCGGGCACCUCCUCGCCUUGGGCCGAGCGCCUCUCCUCAAGCUGACGGCGUGGAGGCGGCAGUACGGGGACGUCUUCACCGUCAGGAUGGGGAUGGAAGAUGUGGUGGUUCUCAACGGCUACACUGCCGUCAAGGACGCGCUCGUGGACAGGUCCGAGUUGUUCGCGUCCAGGCCGCCAAACUACCUGUUUGAUUCCUCAGUUGGGUUCGGAAAAGGUGAAACAUUCAAAUUUUCCAAUCUUUUCGUCCUUUUUAUAUUGUCAAACAUCGGUGCUGCCCGUUGGGGGACCGGGUUGAAGCAGAGAAGGAGGUUUGCCACCGCCGCCUUGAAGCACCUUGGCAUGAAGGUCGGGACCGGAAGCGUUGAGGACAACAUCCGACAGGAGGCAAGCUAUGUACGGGCAACUUUAACUCCCUCCCCCCAUCCUUCCCUCCCUCCUUCUCUCUGCCUCUAUCUCUGUCCCUCUACAAUUGUUGAUGUUACAGGCGCCAGGCCAACCUAUAACCUUCAGAUUGCAGAAUACCACGGACAGCCCUUUGCCAUCUCUAACGACAUGAAGGUAGCUGUGGCAAACGUUAUCUGCUCCAUGGCGUUCGGGAGGCGCUACGGCUACGAGGAUGAAACGUUCCGGGAGCUCUCGGAGGCGAUCAGGAACCUGCUGGCUGAAAUCGGAUCAGGGCAGUUCAUCAGCGUCUUUCCUUUGCUGCGGUUCGUUCCUGGAGUAAACAGAGCCUGCAAAGAAGUGCUGAAACAUCUUUCCAAGAUUCACGAAGUUCUUUGGGACGAGAUAGCCCGCCAUCGCGAGAACUUCGAUCGCGAGAACCCGCGAGACUUCCUCGACUUCUGCCUGCUGGAGCUGGAACAGCGGGAAAAGGUGGAGGGUCUGACGGAGGAGAAUGUCCUGUACAUGGCGCAGAACUUGUUCUUAGCGGGAACGGACACAACCGCCAACACACUGCUGUGGAGUCUUCUCUACAUGACCCUGAACCCAGACAUCCAGAAUAAGGUCCAUGAGGAGCUUGAUGCCGUACUUGGUGUGCCCGCCCUGUCCCACCGGUCCCAGCUGCCCUACGUGAACGCCUGCCUGCUGGAGACCUUGCGGAUCCGCACGAUUCUGCCCUUCGCAGUUCCGCACGCCACAACUAAGGCUGUCAGGACACAGGGGUUCGACAUUCCCAGGGGUACUCAGGUACUUCCUAACCUGUACUCCCUCCACAUGGACCCCGCCUUCUGGCCUGACCCGGACCGGUUUGACCCCGGAAGGUUUCUGGACGCCGAAGGGAACCUCAUCAACAAGCCUCAGUCGUUCAUGCCCUUUUCAGGAGGCCGCCGUGUGUGUCUGGGUGAGCAGUUGGCCCGGAUGGAGCUUUUCCUGUUCUUCUCCACCCUGCUGCAGUCCUUCAACUUCAAGACGCCAGAGGGCGCUCCUGCUCCAAACACCGACGGUGUCUUGGGUCUGACAUUGGUCCCGCAUCCGUUCCAGCUCUGUGCGAUGCCGCGUUAG